Phytophthora nicotianae INRA-310 is the source of this 132-nucleotide messenger RNA. RefSeq lists its product as hypothetical. NCBI's taxonomy places the organism in Eukaryota, Oomycota, Peronosporomycetes, Peronosporales, Peronosporaceae. Bases 1 to 132 code for a protein of 43 amino acids. The record is from RefSeq and is a predicted model, not a curated record. The transcript has 2 exons.
AUGAUCGACCGUCGCACUAGCACAAACAACCAGAACAACAAAAACUGUCGCGAUAAGAGCUCGUGGAUUCAUCUCGGCCGGGAGAAUCAAAAAAUGAACUGCGGCAGCGUGCGAGAAACUAGCAUGAUGUAG